AUGAAGCCUGUCCCUGAAUGGACCACAUUUCGGUUGGGGGUGACCUGUGGUGUCCUAUUGGCUUUACUGGCUCUCAUUGCACUGAGAGUGACACAGGUCCAAGAGUGGGAGCCGCUACGACCUCUGCUGCGACUCUACAGGGGGGGGUUUCUGCUUAUCGAGUUCCUCUUUCUGUUGGGGGUCAAUGUUUACGGUUGGAAGAAAGCCGGAGUCAACUACGUCCUCAUCUUCGAGCUGGACCGCCGAGAUAAUUUAUCACACUCCCACUUUUUCGAAGUGGCAGGGGGUUUAGCCGUGUGCUGGUGCACCAGCAUCCUGGCCUGUCUCUAUGCCCCUCUCCUGCCCGUGCCUUUGCAGCUACAGCCCCUCCUCUUCUACUGCCUGCCCCUGCUGCUGCUGCUCGGCCCCAUGCCCACCUUGCAUGCCCGGGCUCGGCGCUGGCUCCUCUCCGUGCUGUACAAGGUCCUCACCACUCCGUUCCACUCAGUAGGGUUUCCUGACUUCUGGCUUGCCGACCAACUGAACAGCCUCGCACCACUUUUCCUGGAUCUGUGGAGCCUCGUCUGGUUCUACGCGUGUGAGGUGGACUGGAAGGACCUGGCCGGCAUGUACACACCGCCUGUAGGAAGCCUGGACUGCGAGAGGACCUCCAAGGACCUGAGCUGCCUGAUACAGUGCUUCCCGCCCUGGCUUCGCUUUGCACAGUGUCUAAGGAACUUCUGGGACAGCGGGAACACCAAGCCCCACCUUCUGAAUGCCGCCAAAUACUCGGUGGUCUUCCUCACGAUCACCUUUGCCGGCCUCUACAGCAUGGCGUUAGAGUAUCCCAGUCAGGCAGCGGGACUGACUCUCUACCUGUACCUCUGGGCUGCUUCUGCCUGCUGCAGCGUGCUGGUGGCCAUCACCUGGGAUUUACAGAUAGACUGGGGGCUCCUCCAAGGGCCCGACUUUCUGAGAGAGGAGGCUGUGUAUUCUAAACGGGUAGCCAAGUUUCUGGCUUACUACUACUGUGCAAUACUGGCGGACGUGUUACUGAGGCUGGCCUGGGGGGUCAACAUCAUCCUAGUGCAGAUGCGGGAUGCAGGCUCAGCUACUGCCACGGGUAUCCUAGCCCCACUGGAGGUUAUUCGCCGGUUCAUCUGGAACUUCCUCAGAUUAGAGAAGGAGCAUCUGACCAACUGCAGCCUGUUCCGAGCAGUCAGAGACAUCCCAGUACGGCCCCCCACCCACAACGGACACUUCCUGGAAAAGAUCGUGGAGCAGGAAAAUAAUGGAAAAGCCUGUCAAAAACCACAUUCUGCAAAGACUAAAUCCAACUCCACUCUUAAGUGGACAAGAACAGCAGCAACAGAGACAAAACUUUCAAUGGAGGGAAUGAACCUUCUCUACGAUCAAUAUGUGGACUUUGAAACAACGGAACUGUGAUCAUCCUGACCACCACCCUCGUGUUCAAAAUUAGCAGCAAUGUGUAAUAUAUUUAUGAUAUUCGUAAGUCUCGAAUAUCAAAAACACUUAAUAUAAUUCUACGAAUUGGUCAUGCUACAUAGAGUACAAAGAAUAUGGUAGUCAUUGAUAAAAUAUGGACUUGUAACAGCCCUGAAUGCAGAAGACAAUAACAUAACUCAAAAAAUAUAUACACAGAAUUUCAAAUAAUUCACUUUGGAGCUUCACACUGAACACAUACAAAAAAGGUGAAUAAUCAUAAAUAAAACAAGGAUUUCAUAGGUCA
This is a messenger RNA of Brienomyrus brachyistius, 1729 nucleotides long. Its product is annotated as xenotropic and polytropic retrovirus receptor 1 homolog. Gene Ontology annotation, molecular function: inositol hexakisphosphate binding. The record is from RefSeq and is a predicted model, not a curated record. The coding region runs from base 1 to 1425 and encodes 474 amino acids. Lineage: Eukaryota; Metazoa; Chordata; Actinopteri; Osteoglossiformes; Mormyridae. The transcript is spliced from 11 exons. Gene Ontology annotation, biological process: phosphate ion transport; cellular response to phosphate starvation. Gene Ontology annotation, cellular component: Golgi apparatus; cytoplasm; plasma membrane.